Molecule: messenger RNA, 1218 nt
Organism: Bathycoccus prasinos
Lineage: Eukaryota; Viridiplantae; Chlorophyta; Mamiellophyceae; Mamiellales; Bathycoccaceae
Exons: 1
Coding region: 1-1218 (405 amino acids)
Molecular function (GO): S-adenosylmethionine-dependent methyltransferase activity
Source: RefSeq, a predicted model, not a curated record
AUGGAUAAAAUGCGUCGGUGUCGUCACCACCACCAACCUUUUCUUAAAGCGCUUUUCCACCGCAUGGAAAAGGGUGCGUCGUUGAUGCGUCGCAUGAGUAGCAUCAGUAGCACGAGUAGUACGAGUAGUGGUAGCGUUUGGCUCAAAGCAGUCGUACACAACAACGCUUUCAUCGGAAGUUCUUCAACAUCAUCGUCGCCAAAAUCAAUGUCGUCGACGGCUUCGUUUCCAUUCUCCCCGGUGCAAUCAAAACACUACGCCUCGGUCCUGGAACGAACCAUAUUCCAACCCUGGUCGAGAAAAUUCAUCGAUUCCGUCCCCAUGCCUUUAUCCGGGGAGAAAGUUUUAGACGUAGCCUCCGGGACCGGCGCGACGAGUCGAGAAAUCGCGGCGAUUUUAGGCAACGAGGAUAGAUUUUCACGAGUGGUUGGCAUCGACAGCUCGGAAGGGAUGGUUGAGGAAGCGAAGCGACGCGAGGACAUUUUCGCGGAGAAAAGAGCAAAGAACGAGAAAACUGGCGAGGAUUUGGAUUUACCGGCACCGAUUACGUACGAGGUCGUUCCGAUGGAAGAAUGGAAGAGCGAGGAGGACCAGUUCGAUCGAGCGUAUUGUCAUCAAGGCGCGCAGUUUUUUACCGAUCGAGAGCGAGCGCUUACGAAUGUUUUCAAGAGUUUAAAACCGGGCGCGCAUUUUAACGUCGCCGUUUGGGCGCCGGUGAAAGGACAGAAGUUGUUCGAAGUUUUGAGAGACUGUUUGAUCGAGUGCGAAAAAGAAGAGUGGGUGCCGAUAUUGCUGAAACCGUUUUCGUACAGCGGCGACUUCGAAUCGACCUCGAGAGUGGACGCCAUCGAUAGGUUAGAGACGGAUUUAAUCAAAGCCGGGUUUGAAAACGUGGACGUGAUUUUUGAGGCAGAUAAAGUGCGGUUUGACUCUUUAGACGAAGCGUUAAAAGUCAUCUCGGUCGCACCGUUCGGACAGGAGUUAAUGUCGGACGCGAAACUCUUUGAAAAGUUCACCCGAAAGUUCAAGAUGAAAAUGUUAACCGAAGGAAGCGACAUCAACGACGGCGAUCGAGCCUCGAACGACGAUUUAAGUCAAAGAAUAAAAAGCGGCACGGACGGCGGCGACGAAGUCAACGUGACCAUGAUGAGUUUCUUCGCGCACUGUAACAAACCCUGGGCGGCGGGUGGAAUCCAAAGCAGCUCGUUCAAGUGUUAA